CGGCGAGGGAAUGCCAUGUGGUUUUUAGCCGGUAGGAGUCCGGCAGUAUUCACACCCUCCCCCGGGGGUGUGUCUCUGCAUGACGCAUUUUCCACAUGUAAAAAAAAAAAAAAAAAAAAAGGUUAGGUUGGGGUGCUGGGUCGGAAAACCUCCAAGAGUGCCCUGGCUCAUUGUACGGUCACUUGUCCUGGUGCGGAUACGUCCGGCGGGAACGGUGGCUGACAAUGGCUGGGGCCUGGUGCAUCCUGGGCAACGGCGGUAAGUGACUUCUCGCUAUUUAGAGAUCUCACUUACCGACGGCUAAUAUUCCGACAGAGGUGGUGAGCGGCGAGCCCAAGUUAUGGGGUUUGUCGUGUUUUCGUUGGGGGCGGGUUUUGUUCCGCGACUUCUCGUAGUGGGAGUGGUCGGCGGGCCCGGUGAGUGCUUCGUUGCGCAGCCGGGCUGGUUUCAGUGCCACCGCCGAAAAACCGUAAUCCCUCGCGGAGGUGUGGUCAUGUUUCGCACCCGAGUGAGGGGACGGGGGCCUUGGCUUAACCGCCUGGGCCGCGAGGAGUAAACCUCUAUAAAAAUCCUCUUGUGUAAGCUUCGGUGCCUGGCGAUGCAUAGUUCGUUGUGCGGUGCACGCUACCGGACAUCAUAAGUUCGGUUAGCGUGUUCUGUGCUGCGGGCGGGUCGGUGGAGUAUCAUCGGCCGCAAGGGCACCAACCUCGGGGUAUCUGCCGCACCCCGUUGUAUGUAGGCCGCACGCAGAAGCAGGGGGCUCCCCUGCGUGUGAAACCUUUCCCCCAUACUCGUGGGAACAAGUAUGGAUAUGUCAAAAACAAAACCCAAAAUUGAUGUCGUGUCCGAGAAGGACGGUGAGAAGUCGGUGCCCGCGAAGGGCGGAGAGAAGUCGGUGCCCGUGAAGGGCGGUGUUAGUAAAAAGAAGUCGGAAGUGGAGGUUCUGAAAGAGUGCUCCGUUGUACUGGGCGAGGAUGUUGUGGAGUUAGGUCGCCGUCGCACUCGUCACAGCUUGUUGAGGGCGGUUGCGGGCGAGACCGACUGCGGGUCUUCGCGGUCGAGCUUGUGCGCAUCCCCAAUUGAUGAAGGCAUGGAGACGGAGCAGUUGCCGUCAACAUCUGGACUACGCUCCUGGCGCAAAAGGCGUCUUAACGAGUCCGAUACGGACUCCACGGUCGAGGAUGAGGGCGAUGUCCAAUCCGUCCGCAAAAGGUCCGGCAGCCCUAGAGUGGGAUCGAGAGCCAGUUCGAUCGCUAGAAAGAAGGAGGAGUGUCGGCAAUUCAUAUACCGAUUCUUCGAAGAUGAAGGGACAGCCGCUGGCAAAUCUGGUCUGCCCCCAGUGACGGUCUUAGAUUAUCACGAGAGUGAUUUCUUUUCUUCCGGAGAUGAGGAGCCAGACAAACCGACGGAGCUGGACAGGCCGACGGCAUCUGGCGCCACUACCACCGCUGCCGCCGGUGACAAGAACAAAGUGGCCGAGGAGGUACUCCAUAGGGCGAAACUUCUCGUCCAUCGGCAAGCGGAUGCUCUUAGCGACGUCGUUAAGAAGGCGGGAAAUCUCAAAGGGACCACCAUAAGGACCCUGAAAGAGGGUUUGGCCGGGAUCACACAGGUUGUGGACACCUUGGAGGGGGAUCUAUUUCCGACGUCGGUCUCUCCACUGGUCUCAAAGAACCUGAGACUUGAGCAGGAAGUCGAGUACCUGCGUCGGCAGUUGGCCGAGGCUCGUGCUGCCAAGCCAGCUGCCAAGCCAGCGGCCCAGGCCGGUAUCUCGGCAGACGGUGUUCCUGUUGUAGGAAGUGAUGCGAGCGCAGUCCGUGCUCAGAUAAUGAGAGAUGUCGGCGGCAUCGUCCGCCAAAUGGUAGGGACAUUUAUGAAAGAGGUGAGAGAAAUGAUCUCCAUUCGCCCCCCUCCAGAGAAGGUGUCGUCCUCGUCUGCGGUCUCCACGCAAACUUUGCCCGAGGCCGGGAGAAUGGCGUCAGAUGUGCCCGACACCCCUAGAGUCGGCGACCGGGGUUCUGUUCCCCAGUCAGAAACGGGUCGGGCCAAGAAGAAGAAGGCGAAGAAGACGCCCGUCACACCGGCGCCCUCUGGACAGCCCGAGCCGGUGGCUUCGACCUCCGCUCAAACGUCUGUGCAGCCGACCGCGUCCUCCUGGGCGACGGUCGUAAAAGGAAAACGGGGCAAGACCGUCAGUGUUCCCGAAGGGCAGCCUGUGGCUGUCAACCCUCCGGUGACGAAAGCCGGUUCGGCCCCCUCGAAGAAGGCAAAGAAGACGAGCGCACCCUCGCCUUCUAAACUGAAACCGCCUCGCUCCGCGGCGGUGAUUAUUACGUUGGACCCGGAGGCGGAAAGGGAGGGUGUCGCGUAUGCGAAUGUCCUUGCGGAGGCCAAGAGAAGGAUCGAUCUCCGCGCAUUGGGGAUCGAAGAUAUGCGGUUUCGCACCGCGAUCACCGGCGGUAAGGUCUAG
Molecule: messenger RNA, 2470 nt
Organism: Galleria mellonella (greater wax moth)
Lineage: Eukaryota; Metazoa; Arthropoda; Insecta; Lepidoptera; Pyralidae
Exons: 2
Coding region: 806-2470 (554 amino acids)
Source: RefSeq, a predicted model, not a curated record